Molecule: messenger RNA, 1264 nt
Organism: Lates calcarifer (barramundi perch)
Lineage: Eukaryota; Metazoa; Chordata; Actinopteri; Centropomidae
Gene: eif2b1
Product: eukaryotic translation initiation factor 2B, subunit 1 alpha
Exons: 9
Coding region: 302-1210 (302 amino acids)
Biological process (GO): translational initiation
Cellular component (GO): eukaryotic translation initiation factor 2B complex
Molecular function (GO): guanyl-nucleotide exchange factor activity; translation initiation factor activity
Source: RefSeq, a predicted model, not a curated record
CGCCUUUCGUCAUCUCUUCGCGACACGUCAACACCACACGCAUGCAGAAGCUAACUGUGCAGCUCCGCAGAUACUGACAACAACAAAACUGUCCAGAGUUUAGCGUGUUUUUUUGCGACAGUCUGACAAGUGUGACUGAGAUAGUUUGUUUAAACGUUUGUUUUGAGUUCCGUGAAUAAUUUGACUUGCGACGAGAAGCGUUUUAAAACUCUGGACUGGCUGAAAACCAACCGUCUGUGAUCCACCGUGGGUAGUUUUAACCGUUAAAACUUCGUCUUUUAGACUCUCCGACUUUUUCACGAUGGAUGAAGAAGAGCUGGUGGAGUAUUUCAGGGCUCAGAUGAGGAAGGACCCGGACAUGGCCUCUGCUGUGGCCGCUAUCCGCACUCUGCUUGAAUUCCUCAAGAGAGACAAAGGUGAAACGAUCCUGGGCCUGAGGGAGAACCUGACGUGGGCCACAGACUGCCUGACAGGAGUGGACUCCUCUGUGGCCGUGUCCUCAGGUGGAGAGCUCUUCCUGCGUUUUAUAAGCCUCACAUCACUGGAGCACCAGGAUCUGUCGCGCUGUAAGAAGGUGAUGGAGGAGAGAGGGGAACUAUUUCUAGAGAAGAUCUCAAUGUCCAGGACCAAGGUUGCCAAGCUCUGUCACACCUUCAUCAAAGAUGGCGCUAAAAUCCUGACUCACUCCUACUCCAGAGUCGUGCUCAGGGUGCUGGAAAAAGCUGCAGCUGAGAAGAAACGUUUCUCUGUCUAUGUGACUGAGUCGCAGCCUGACUCAGCUGGGCGACAGAUGGCAGAAGCCCUGAGAAAACUAAAUGUUCCAGUAACAGUGGUCCUGGAUGCAGCUGUGGGGUACGUGUUGGAGAAGGUGGAUCUAGUUAUUGUUGGAGCAGAGGGAGUUGUGGAGAGCGGAGGAAUCAUCAACAAGAUCGGCACUUAUCAGAUGGCCGUGUGCUCUAAAGCUCACAACAAACCCUUCUACGUUGUGGCCGAGAGUUUCAAGUUCGUCCGUCUCUAUCCACUAAACCAACAGGAUGUGCCGGAUAAAUUUAAGUACAAAGCAGACACCUUGAAGACCGUACAGAACCUGUCAGAGGAGCAUCCGAUCAUCGAUUACACACCUCCCUCCCUCAUCACCCUCCUCUUCACCGACCUGGGAGUCCUCACCCCGUCGGCCGUCAGCGAUGAACUCAUCAAGCUUUAUUUAUAACUGUGCCUCACAAAUCCCAAAUAAAAAACCACCCUUAUCAAAAAGGUAAACAAA